AUUGAACUUUGACCCACACUAAUGUUCCAAGAUGGCGGAAAAUGGUGCGUCUGCUUCGCAGCCCGUGGAAAAUCCUGUUCCCGACCCAGAAUUAGACGAUCUGUUGGACAGUGCACUGUCAGAUUUUGACAAGGCCAAAACCAAGGAUGCGGGGAAGGCCGCAGAAGGCCAGGCGGCGGGCGCGGACGGAGGGAAACCCGCGGGAGUAGGGGCGGGUGAGCCCCAGUCGGGAGGCGAAUCCUUCCCAACUGACGAGGAAGCCCUUUUCAGCGAGGUGUUUGAACAGGAGCUGGCCGGGCAGAUCGCAGAUGAGUUCGAGAAGGCCAUGAAGACUCUAGAAGAAGAAAACCCACAGCUGAUGGCUCAGUUCUCUAAGUUGGCGGAGGCUGCGGCCAAAGCUUCAGAUAUAGAACAGGGACCAGAAGCCAGCCCUGAAGGUGGGACCACAGAACUAGCCAGCUCUCUGUCACAGACCCUCCAGAGUAUGGCACAGAAUGCAGAGGAGCUCCAGAACAACCCCCUCACAGAGGAUGACCUUCUCAAGGCCAUGUCCGACCUUGGGCUGGGGUCAGAAGGCACAGCGGAGGGCGCGGGUGCCACAGACCUCCUUCCCAUGAUGCAAACCAUGAUGAAAAACCUCCUCUCCAAGGAAGUGUUGUACCCCUCCCUGAAGGACAUCUGUCAGAAAUACCCCGACUGGCUGGAACAGAACAAGUCCAAACUAUCACAGGAAGACAACCAGAAAUAUUCCCAGCAGUUUGAACUCAUGAAGCAGAUCUGUGGUGAGUUCGAGUCGGAAGCAGAGACGGACGCGGAGGAGGUCAAGGCCAAGAGGUUUGAGAAGACGUUGGACUUGAUGCAGAAGAUGCAAGAUUUAGGUCAGCCACCGAAGGAGUUGGUAGGAGAGAUGGCACCUGGAAUCGAGUUUGACGAACACGGCGUUCCAAAACUUCCAGGUGGCAAGGAGGGAGAGGCAUGUUCUGUCAUGUAGCUAGGUUAACCACACGGCAAAACCAUGUCAGCAAUGUAGCAAAUACAGUCAUUACCUGCUAGGCUAUGUUCAUUUUGAAUAAAUUAUAAAAAACUGAACAAGGCAAAACUUUAGCCAAACUGAUUUUAGCCAAAUUUCUGCAGUGAAAAACAAAAGGUCAAAUAUCACAAUAGAUGAUGAGGUAAAAUGAAUUAAGCUUGAAGCAAUAGAUGUAUUAUUAGUAUCAUCAUGACUGCAGUAUAAUGAAAUUAAGGGUAGUAAUAAACGUAGUAUAUGUACUGGUAAAAGUUGUUCACAUCACUGCACAGCUUUGUGCCAUUAUCUUGUGAGUAGUGUACACUACACAAUCAUGUAAUGAAAAAGUGCAAUUGGUUUGUAAAAGCUGCCUUGUAAAUGGAAAUGUAAUGGUUGGCUGUCUUUGUUUGAAAUAGAUAGUAUUAAACAUGAUUGUAUUUUCCAAGAAUUGUACUUGAUUGUAUCUCAAAACCUAAUACAUAAUGAAGACAUGAGAGCAUUUGGUUCAUUCCACAGAAUAAAAUGUUAUAGUCUGAUUGUGGAUAAUUGAAAGUGCACAUUGGCACUGUUGGCAUAGUUGUAAGUGUCUUUCAUAUUCACAGAGUGCUGUUAACAACAAAGAUUGACUGUUUUAUCGCUGCUAUGCAAAUGCAGACCUCAUCUCUGCCACUUUCUGUUCAAGACUGAGUUUUUGUAUGUGAUUGUAAAAACCUACCUUACAUUGUUCCUUUAUUAUGCAAGAUACUUGAUGUACAAUGGCUUGAAGUGUUUCUUUAUGAUUCUGAAAUUGGGUACAGCAAUUAAGCAGAAUGUUGUGAAGUUACAGCUUUUCCUAUUGAUGGCAAUGGGUCAUCCUAAGCAUUAGUAAGCAUUGCCAUCCACUCAAAGAUGGUUGAAGAAUCAUGCAUAUUAUGUAGCAAUAUAUGUAGCAAUUAUAUGAAGCAAUUGUUUGACUCCAUUGGUAAUAAAUUCAGCUUGUUUUUCUUGUGCUUUCCCUGAAAUUUAUGCCAAAUUGUGGCAUGGAAAUAAAGUAAACCACAAAAGAUAUGCCAAAAAGAAACAGGAACUUUCCUUAAGGUCCAAAAAAUCCGUUUUCAAAUCGGAUUUGAUACUAGAUCCUGUUAUCCUAAUAUCUGUUGUAUCACAUACAAAUGUAGUUACAUAAUAGAUUGCCUUUUAGUGUGACUUGAAGUUGUGAAAACGUUGUUCUAGUCAAGGAGUCGCCUUAAUGUGUGAUUAUCAAUCCUGAAUGAACAGAAAUACACAAUGGAAAUAGUGGUUCAUGGUUUUAUCCUUGUGUUAUCACUCUUCAGUCACAAAUACACAUGUUGCCAUGGCUUU
Molecule: messenger RNA, 2347 nt
Organism: Branchiostoma floridae (Florida lancelet)
Lineage: Eukaryota; Metazoa; Chordata; Leptocardii; Amphioxiformes; Branchiostomatidae
Product: peroxisomal biogenesis factor 19-like
Exons: 2
Coding region: 32-991 (319 amino acids)
Biological process (GO): protein import into peroxisome membrane
Cellular component (GO): peroxisomal membrane; peroxisome
Source: RefSeq, a predicted model, not a curated record